This is a messenger RNA of Eupeodes corollae, 1392 nucleotides long. RefSeq names its product 2-Hydroxyacid oxidase 1-like. NCBI's taxonomy places the organism in Eukaryota, Metazoa, Arthropoda, Insecta, Diptera, Syrphidae. Bases 294 to 1391 code for a protein of 365 amino acids. Gene Ontology annotation, molecular function: oxidoreductase activity; FMN binding. The record is from RefSeq and is a predicted model, not a curated record. The transcript is spliced from 4 exons.
AAUGAAUAAGACUAAAGACUUGGAACAUUUUUUAGACAAUAAAAAGUUAUCAAAAUACAAACAAACUGAUCCAAUUCAUCAUUGUGCCUCAAAAAAAUUGUUUAUUAUGCUGAUAAGCAGAAAAGAACUUGAUACAAAACGUCUGCCAUACCCCUAGAGCCAAAGAUAAGGCUAUCACCUCUAGACAAUGAAUAAGAAAAAAAGAAGAAUCUAAUAUCAUUAAGUAUCAUAUUCCAUUGCUUGGCAUUUUUAACAUCAUUUUGUUGUCAUCAUUUCAUAAGUUCACUUUCAUCAUGGCAUUUGUCUGUCUUGCUGAUUUUCAGAAGAAAGCUGAGACGAUUCUUGAAAAGAGCUCUUUGGAAUACUUUCAAUCUGGAGCAGGUGAUGAAUUAACAUUAAGUUUGAAUAGGGAAGCAUUUAAAAGGUUGCGAAUACGCCCAAGGUUCCUUCGGAACAUUACUAAACUUAAUACGACCACGACAAUUCUAGGAUGUGAAGUUAAAUGGCCUCUUGGAAUUUCACCUUGUGCCAACCAACGUUUGGCUCAUCCUGACGGAGAAAUAGGGACUGCAAGAGCUACUGGAAAAACUGGCGGAAUUUUUAUUCUAAGUACAGGCUCAAAUACGCCAAUGGAAGAAGUUGCCAAAGGUGCUCCGGAUACACAUAAAUGGUUUAACCUUUACAUUUACAAAGAUAGACUUUUGACGGAGAGUCUAGUUCGCAGAGCUGAAAAAUCCAACUACAAAGCCAUAGUUCUUACAAUAGAUUCUCAAAUUUCUGGCCAACGUCGCGCAGAUAUUCGAAAUAAAUUCAGUUUGCCACCAAAUUUAAGUUUUGCAAAUUUCUCAGAUUCAAAAGCAAGUACAGUUAAAAGCUCAGGAGCCGGCUCUGGCCUCAGUGAAUACUUUUCCAGUCUAUUCGAUCCGACAAUUACAUGGAAAGACGUUGAAUGGCUAGUGAAGAUGACAAAUCUUCCGAUCAUUGUGAAAGGAGUUCUCACUCGUGAAGAUGCCAUAUUGGCUAAAGAAUUCGGUUGUAAGGGAAUAAUUGUAUCGAAUCAUGGAGCAAGGCAGUUAGAUUCGGUGCCAGCAACGAUUGAAGCACUUCCGGAAAUUGUUGAUGCUGUCGGAAAUGAUUUGCCUGUAAUGAUGGAUGGUGGAAUCAUGGAUGGAAACGAUAUGUUAAAAGCCUUAGCAUUGGGUGCUAAAAUGGUUUUUAUAGGUCGAGCAGCUGUUUGGGGUCUUGCGUGUAAUGGGCAAAAGGGCGUGGAGGAAAUGUUAUCAAUUUUGAAAAAAGACUUUGAAGUUGUAAUGAGUCUUUCAGGGUGUCUCAAUUUGAAGAGCAUUCAGCCAAAUUUGGUGGCCCAUGAAUCAACUUAUGCUAAGUUAUAAG